This is a messenger RNA of Talaromyces rugulosus, 675 nucleotides long. RefSeq lists its product as uncharacterized. The transcript has 2 exons. NCBI's taxonomy places the organism in Eukaryota, Fungi, Ascomycota, Eurotiomycetes, Eurotiales, Trichocomaceae. The coding region runs from base 1 to 675 and encodes 224 amino acids. The record is from RefSeq and is a predicted model, not a curated record.
AUGAUAACUACGCGCAGCGCGUCGACAUGGAUGUCGGCGUGGAUGUCGAUAUCUCUGAUCCUGUUCCUGAUGCCGCAGUCAUCACGAGCACAUGCACAAAACGGAUCAGAUCCGGAUUACGACGAUCCUCUGGAGCAGAGCAGUACAGACACGCAUUCUGGAAGUGAUGGCUCGAUGGGCAACAAAACGAGGGUGCUGAUUAUCAUCUUGUCGGUGGUUGUUCUUGUUUUGCUUAGCUCAUCCAUCCUAUAUGUCAUCGCCCAACGCAGACAGUGGAAUAUCCGAGAAGCCGUUUCCAAGUCCGCUCGCCGUGUCAUGGAUGCUAUCAAAUCGCCAUUUACCAGGUCACCACAAGCCAUCACACCUCAAAGAAGGCGUUCAUCACGGGGCAUGACCAAGCUAAAAUCACCGCGUACGGCCGAGAUGCUGGCAAACCAGCAGAGACCUCCCCCUCAGCCGGAUCGCUUUGAAGAAGCACACAAGAUGCCCUGGGAGUGGGGAGGACACCCCCACCACGACAACGAAAACUUUGAUAUAGAGCGCGGAAUCGAGCUGGCAUCAACGGGAAAUAUGAAAAUUACGGUAUCGACGACGGUGGAUAGUAGUAAUAGCAGAUCGGACAGCUCGUCGAAAACAGGCUGGGGAGGGGUUUUUACAUUGGGGCGACAUAAAUAA